AUGCUGCAACAAUAUUAUGUUUGUAGCUCGAAUGGAUCGACUCGAUCGGGGAAAAACCACGCUUUGACAAAAUACCAGCGUGAAAUAGCAAGUAAAUGCUGCUGUGUCUCCUAUGGCGGGUCUGCUCAAUUCUGGAUGCUUUUUUCUGCCCAAACUGGAAAGUUUUACAAGAAAUAUAGCAUUCCAUCUUGGUCCUCCAGGGGUGAAAACACAUCUGCAUUUUGA
Molecule: messenger RNA, 225 nt
Organism: Parnassius mnemosyne (clouded apollo)
Lineage: Eukaryota; Metazoa; Arthropoda; Insecta; Lepidoptera; Papilionidae
Source: the annotation of a GenBank genome assembly